Molecule: messenger RNA, 930 nt
Organism: Neltuma alba
Lineage: Eukaryota; Viridiplantae; Streptophyta; Magnoliopsida; Fabales; Fabaceae
Product: putative phosphatidylglycerol/phosphatidylinositol transfer protein DDB_G0282179
Exons: 4
Coding region: 122-586 (154 amino acids)
Biological process (GO): intracellular sterol transport
Molecular function (GO): sterol binding
Source: RefSeq, a predicted model, not a curated record
ACCCACCACUCUAACUGACUCGUCAGUCUCUCAUUAUUUCAGCACUGCUCCCUCCCUCUCCCUCUAUACUUCAUCUCUUCGUGCUUGCUUGGGCCCGUCGCUCAUCGCAGAAUCGGAAUCCAUGGAGAUCAUGCCCCUUAAGUUCAUAGUUCCCUUCUCUUUAUUUCUCUAUCUGAUUUCAGCGUUGGCCCACGCUACGGACGUCAAAUACUGCGAUAAGAAAACCGAUUAUGGUGUUAAAGUCAAAGGAGUUGAGAUAUCUCCUAAUCCCAUUGCAAGAGGCCACCCUGCCACAUUCAGCAUAGCUGCUACCACUGAUAAAGCGAUAUCCGGAGGGAAACUGGUGAUCGAUGUUGCAUACUUUGGGUGGCACAUAUACAGUGAGACCCAUGAUCUUUGUGGAGAGACAACUUGCCCUGUUUCAGUCGGUGAUUUUGUGGUUGCUCAUACACAACUUUUACCUGGAUUCACUCCUCCUGGUUCUUACUCUUUAAACAUGAAGAUGUACGAUGGAAACAAAAAUGAGCUGACUUGUAUCCAAUUUGGAUUUACUAUUGGAUUUGUUUCCUCCGUGGCUGAUAUCUGAGUGAACCUCAGUACUGGUCCUGAAAUAUAUUGUCGGUUACAUACAAUAAACUAUUUGUAAAGACAACCCUUGCAAUAUCUGGAUCCCUGUAAUUUGUAAGAUGCUCAGACCUGACCAGCAGUUAGUGGUUUACAAACUAUCAUGUAUAUCGUACUCAGAGGAUGUAGUCGCGGUGUAAUGAUAUGUAUCCCUUCCUUCCUUCACACAUUUGGGACGUUGGGAGUCCAAAUAUUGUGUAGUGUGCUCUUGUGGAAGCAUGCAGAAGUUGGCGCUGAAUAUGAUGUACUCUGCUCUAUAAUCAUUAAGCGUAUCCAUAUCCAUACAUGAUGUUGAUACCUAUUCCU